Messenger RNA from Emericellopsis atlantica, 1491 nucleotides. RefSeq lists its product as uncharacterized. Bases 1 to 1491 code for a protein of 496 amino acids. NCBI's taxonomy places the organism in Eukaryota, Fungi, Ascomycota, Sordariomycetes, Hypocreales, Bionectriaceae. Gene Ontology annotation, cellular component: nucleus. Gene Ontology annotation, biological process: regulation of transcription by RNA polymerase II. The transcript is spliced from 2 exons. The record is from RefSeq and is a predicted model, not a curated record.
AUGCCUACAGUAUACGAGCAGGCUGCCAGACAGGACUCCUACGCCGACGCGACACUACUAUCGAGUGAUUCUCCCAGCACACCCCCAAUGCAACCGGUCGCCUUGAACCUGAAGCCAAGUCAAUCACCCCCUCCUCAGGUCUCGAGUGUCCCCAUUGUCAUCCCGCCCGACACCGACGACGCCCAGGAGCACUCUCUGAAACCAGAGAGCCAGACACUCACAGGCGACAAGACACUACUUUACUUGAUGGGAACCGGCCGGGACCUCUACUCCUCCGGCCUGGACUCGACCAGGUCACUGCCGGGAUAUGAUCGGUCCAAUUGUGGGAGUGAUCGCAGUGAUCUCCAGAUCACACCGCGCUCAGAAGUAAGCUCGAAUGGACACGAGGACAACAAGAGCCUGGGCCGGCGGGAGUCAAGAUCUGAUGACGGUGCGCCUGGUGGCCCCUUGGGCGGCCCUCGCCUCCAGGUCCUCGCGUCUGGAGCCUUGGAAGCCGUCAACAAACGAAAAGAUCCCUAUCACGAACAGCCGGCUACGGCCCGUGCUUCUUCACUGGACAUAUCCAUGUCCACUCGCCAACUCUCGAUCCAGGACCCCCAUUCUCCUUCAGCGCCUCGACCCAUACCGCGUAUAGCCACGCACGAGGACUCUCCGAAUGGCUUGCUCAGUCCGCCCAACGGUGGACUCCCUUCCAUCGCCUCCUUUGGACUCGACCCCACCGGGCAGUCGCUACCCUCUCUUCGGUCGACGCUCGGCCCCUUGCCGUCGUUCUUUCACCCCGAUCUGUCGCCCCGAAGCGCCGCGAGCCCCGUCUAUCCUCACUCGCCGCCCUACGGAUACUUGAGCCCGAAUCAGCUUCCACCCAUGUCCAGCCGGAAUGGCUCGCCCCCCAUCUCCCCGCCAGACAGCUACAAGAGGGGUCUGCCAUCUCCUUCGUCCCUACAGCCAUCGAGUCCGUACCGUACCCUCAGCCAGGGGUCCUCCCACCGUCCGAGCGUUGAUUACACCAACGGCGCCGCUGUGGGUGACAUACCAAGUCCAGACUCCAGGAUCCCAGCCGAAGCUCCUGCCCCAAGCGUAGAUCGCAUGAGCAUCGAGGGUAUCACCAACCAAGGCCAAUUUCGAUGCUCCGUCCCCGGAUGCACAGCGCAGCCCUUCCAGACGCAGUACCUGCUCAACUCACACGCCAACGUGCACUCAUCCGCGAGGCCUCACUACUGCCCUGUGCCAGGGUGUCCGCGCGGUGAGGCCGGGAUGGGGUUCAAGCGGAAGAACGAGAUGAUCAGGCAUGGUCUCGUCCACGACUCCCCCGGCUACGUGUGUCCGUUCUGUCCCGACAAAGACCGCAAAUACCCGCGGCCGGACAAUCUUCAAAGACAUGUGCGAUCCCGUCACGUCGACAAGGACAAGAAUGACCCCCAGCUGCGCGAUGUGCUUGAGCAGCGCUUGGAAGGUCCCCAUCGCGGUCGCAGGCGGCGCGUUGGGUCCUGA